Panicum virgatum (switchgrass) is the source of this 837-nucleotide messenger RNA. Its product is annotated as protein FAR1-RELATED SEQUENCE 5-like. The transcript is spliced from 2 exons. Lineage: Eukaryota; Viridiplantae; Streptophyta; Magnoliopsida; Poales; Poaceae. The record is from RefSeq and is a predicted model, not a curated record. The coding region runs from base 1 to 837 and encodes 278 amino acids.
AUGUGUGUUGCAGGUGGUGCAGGUGCACAUGUGUCCAGCAGCAACUUGACUCUCCCUGUAAUAUCCAAUGAAACCCUUCAUCUGCCAAGCAACUCAGCUCCUCCUGAACUGGCAACUCAGCAACUUAGCAACUCAGCAUCAAAGAUGCUCCCGACUGAAUCUGGUGGUGUGACAGUUCCCACGGCUGAGACAUCCGCAGAUGGAGUUGAUGUUGAGGAUGAUGUUGAGGUUUUAUCCACUCCGCAUGAACCUUUUGUAGGCAUGUCUUUUAAUACUUCUGAUGCUGCCAAAGACUAUUAUAAUUACUAUGCCCGUCAUACAGGUUUCUCUAUAAGGAUCGACACAUCUCGUGAGUUGAAGAAGGCCAAUGAAAAGACAAAGUAUAUCUAUGUUUGCCAGAAGGCUAGGGUCAACAAAAAAGAGAAGGUUGCUGAUGAUGGGCCAAUAACUGAGAAAAAUAUUGUGAGGCAAAGGCGCAGGGAUUAUGUAGAUAGGACGCACUGCACAGCUCGCAUGAUUGUGAGGAAGACAUCCCUUGGACACUGGGAGGUUGUGAACUUUGAAAGGGAGCACAACCAUGAGCGUUUAAGAAAAUUCUCCCUCACAAAAUACUUGAAGUCCCACAGAGACAUACCAGCUGAAGAGAAAGAGUUCAUCAAGUUGCUCCAUGGAUGCCGCAUCACGACAACUCGUGCUUACCAGAUAAUGGCUGAGUUGUAUGGAGGUAUUGAAAACUGUCCAUACACCGAAGGUGAUACUAAAAAUUUAUGUGUUGAGUACCGCGCUGAAUAUAGAGAUAAAGAUGUGAAGGCGACGCUUGACAAGAAGAACUUAUGA